UGAGACCAUGUAGUCACAUACAAUCCGACUAAAGUCGUAUGGUUUAACAACCGCAUGUAUUUUUUUGUGAAAGGAUUCUUCCAUCCAGCUCAAACUCCAUCAUCAUCAUUCCGCACACACAGACAACCACGUCGCAUAUAUUUGCAUAUAUACUUUCUAACUAAUAAAAUACGUAUGAGAUUCAAUUCAGUUGUUCUCAUUUUACAGUAAUUAUAUUACUGUAAAGUACGUCGGGAUUUGGUAAAGUUAAGUAGCAGAGAUCGUCUCGUUUUGUAAAUAGCGUAGUUAGUAUUGAAUUACUGGACAAGAAGAAGAAGAGACUUUUUUAAAGGAAGUUGUGCUGGACACGAUAACUAACCGAUAAGGAGAAGAAGAAGGGGCUUAUCAGCAUAGUGUAAAAUAAACCACAACUGGAGAGUUUUGACUGGUCUGGUGAGGACGUGGACGUGCAUUUAUACAGAAAACAAGUCGGUCAUAUUUAAACAAGAGGAAGAAGAAGACAUGGUGAUCACAAUGCAAGAUCGAGAGGCGGCCGAGGUGCUGCUGCAGAUGGGUGAAAUGAGCAGAGGGCUUGGUGGGAGUGGUCAUCAUCUUCAGCGUAAAUCCGUCAUUACAAAUACAAGGUCAGCUUUAACACAAAAGGAAGACCCCACACCACAAGUUUGGAAGGCUAAUACGGGUACGGGUACAAAAAACGUUUCGUCGCCACCAUCCCCAUCGCGAUCGCAGGUUCUUCAUCAACACACGAUUCCAGCCGGAAGUGGAGGUGGAGGAAUCGUUUUUAUGCAGAAACAAUCCAGCAAGCAAGGCCCCCCAACGUUGCAUGUUAAGAAUCCGCUUCACAAACCAUUCCCUCCACAAUCGAUAAGCAGUCAACCAGCUGCAGAUCCACACGUUCCAAUUUCUUUCGUUCAACAACGUAAAGAAAUUAUGCACCCUUCUAAAGGAAAUUCUUCCCAUCAUGAUCCUUCAACUGAUAAGUCGACAUCGUCUGAACCAAAACUUGUACAGCCGUUAGGAACAUUAGCACAACUUGAGAGAAAAAUUCAUACAUUUCAACCGAUAAUCAAACCGUCAUCGUCGUCGUCUUCUAAGAAACAGACCGGGAGUGAUCCAGGUGGUCCAAAUAGUAGUGGGGGCAGCCAACAACAGCAUCAUCAACAUUUUACACAAUAUCUUCCUCACCUUCUCCAACCUUAUUCGGGUCGGCCACCGCAACCGCACAUGAUGGACAGCGGAGUUAUCCGACUUAUCAAUCCAGGAACACAACAUUCUUCAACUGGUCUAGUCCUUCCCGUCGCAGGAGUUGGGGGAGCAUUUAUUCAUGUCCCUCUGCCUUCUCCCUCUUCACUUUCCCCCCAACAACCCGUUCCAAUUUUGCCUUCCAAAUCAGCCUUAAACUUAAAUCUUGGUCCACUUAUUAAUAAGAAUAAUUCUCCUUCUUCCAUUGUAUCGUCAUCCCUCCAGAAUCAGACUACGGGUGGCACUAUUAUUGACAUUACGGCGUCUUCUCCAAAUCUUUUACGAAAUAAUCUUCAGAUUUUUAAUAGUAAUAAUUCGCUGUCGCCAUCGUCAAUUUUAAAUUCCGAUCCAACUUCGCCUGAACAAAUCUUGAAAAAGAAGUUAGACAUCAAGGCAGAAAAAAGAUCGUUAAGGGCUCGCGUCCCGUUGCAUAAGGAUGCGUCAAAAGACAUUGAAGUGGAUGGGUUUAUAAUUCCAAGGGAAUUUUGGGCCAAAGCAUUCGUCCAAGCUGAUAUCUGUCACGCGGCAGGGAUCCUAUUUAAAGCCCUCUUUUCUCAAGAGGAGAUUCAAAAAUGUACCCUUCGUGGAAGAAAUGGAACAUCUCUACUAAACUUGCAGAAAAGAUCUGCAAUUUUUCACGCCGUCGGUUGGAUGAAGCAAAAGAAUCAGAAUCCCUACUCUUUCGACCCCGCAGCCACCCUUUACCACACCCACCAGCUCAGCCACGAGGAGAAAAUGAUAAUCGAAAAGAAAGUCUUUGUCGAACGGAGGUACCAAACUUCUCGGAAAAUUAGGGACUACCAACGCCCAAAACAGCGACGACAAAAACUUCUUUUGCAACUACAACAAGAAGAAUUACUUCGCAAUCCAAUCAACACUACGUUAUAUGAAUCAGAUCCCGUUUAUGAGCAUGAGCCAAUCACAAAAGUUGAAGAAAUUGAGGUCAAACCGGAACCUGUCGAUGUCGACUAUUACGACUACAGCAACAACACUAAUAUGACAUAUCAUAGCGGUCAACAAUCUGCGCCUACGUCACCUCCGUACAUAAAAAAGGAACCAAUGGACAUCGAUCCGGAGCAGGCAAAUUUAUCAAAUACUAGUUUUGCCGGUGGGGGUGGGGACACACCAUCCUCUCCAAAACAAGCAAAACUAGACAUCAACAAAAAGUAAGGACAUGUGCGUCUUACUUUGAUGGAAAAACAAGACCGAUAAGAACCUGGUUCCUGCCUGGUUUGAUUUUGGGUCAGAUUUUCGUACCUGUGUGCGCAUCGACUGUGCCCUUGUUUUCUGCAGAGCGCCUAUUCAUAUGGCCUUGUUAUUCCAAAUCCAAUCCGUCAAAUAUUUAUAUAUAAAUUAUAUUUAUAAAAAAAAACAAAUCCUGUGGACAGAUGUGUCUUUAAAUCCGAAAAAUUCUAACCUAAAUUUAAAUUUUAAAUUAAAUCAUCACUGUGCAUCAUCAUCAUCAGUCAUCGUCACAUUGACGAUAUGAUAAACGAUGUUAUUUAUUUGUUAUACUUCUAAUUAGCAUGACACAGAUGGGGUAUUACCAUCCUCAAUAAAAAACUUCAUACGUUGUUGACUAUUGCAAAAAAUAAAAAACAUGAGAUCAUCCAUCUCCA
Messenger RNA from Folsomia candida, 2861 nucleotides. RefSeq lists its product as uncharacterized. NCBI's taxonomy places the organism in Eukaryota, Metazoa, Arthropoda, Collembola, Entomobryomorpha, Isotomidae. The transcript has 6 exons. The coding region runs from base 502 to 2412 and encodes 636 amino acids. The record is from RefSeq and is a predicted model, not a curated record.